This is a messenger RNA of Macrosiphum euphorbiae (potato aphid), 318 nucleotides long. Lineage: Eukaryota; Metazoa; Arthropoda; Insecta; Hemiptera; Aphididae. The record is from the annotation of a GenBank genome assembly.
AUGACAUUUCAAGAACAGGUCGUUCCGCCUCCGUCGAACAACGAUACAUCGACGAUCGGCUGUCUGCACGGUCUGUCCACGUUCGCCAAGCUCUACACGCUCACCGUACUCGACGACUGUUUCUCGGUGUCAGACCUGCGCGCGGUGGUUGUUCGGGCCCUGUGCGACACACUGCACUUUGUCAGCUUCGACCGAUUCCAAGUCGACAUAUUCAACUCGCUAGUGCUGUUCGAGUGUCUGCUGCUAGUCCUGUUGAUAUUCGUUUGGGGCAAGUACAGCGGAGACAUCUACGAGCGUUUUCUGUCCACCGGUUGGUAA